UGGUUCAAGCUCACAUCAUUGUACCACCUAAAGGACUUGGGACUUUUCUUGGAUUUUGUCUGUCUGACUGAAAGAUGGGUGACGCCCUCAUGGCAGAGUUUGGACCUGCUGCUCCGUUCUUACGGAAGUCAGACAAGGAGCGUCUGGAGGCCCAGACUCGGCUCUUCGACAUGAAGAAGGAAUGCUUUGUGCCCGACCCUGAGGUCGAGUACGUCAAAGCCUCCAUCACCAGUAGAGACGGUGACAAAGUCACUGUUAACACUGAAUUUGGGAAGGGUACUCUGGAGGAUCAAAUCAUCCAGUGUAAUCCUGCUCUGGAGGCUUUUGGUAAUGCCAAGACCAUCAGAAAUGACAACUCUUCCAGAUUCGGUAAAUUUAUCCGUAUCCAUUUUGGAGUCAGUGGAAAGUUAGCUUCUGCUGACAUUGAGACGUAUCUGCUGGAGAAGUCUCGUGUCACUUAUCAACUCAAGGCUGAGAGAGACUACCACAUCUUCUACCAGAUCCUGUCUCAGAAGAAACCAGAACUGCUGGAGAUGCUGCUCAUCACCAACAAUCCCUAUGACUAUUCCUUCAUCUCCCAGGGAGAGACACAAGUGGCUUCUAUUGAUGACCGUGACGAGCUGAUGGCCACUGAUGAAGCGUUUGAUGUGCUGGGCUUCACCCAAGAGGAGAAGAACAGCAUCUAUAAGCUGACUGGUGCCAUCAUGCACUACGGCAACAUGAAGUUCAAGCAGAAGCAACGAGAGGAACAGGCAGAGGCUGAUGGGACUGAGGAUGCUGACAAAGUCGCAUAUCUAAUGGGACUAAACUCAGCUGACGUGAUCAAGGGUUUGUGCCACCCAAGAGUCAAAGUUGGAAAUGAGUGGGUCACCAAGGGACAGAAUGUCCAGCAGGUAAAAAAUGAGAAGAAUAUUCGAAUCUGCAGAAAGGGAUUCCCCAACAGGAUCCUGUAUGGAGAUUUCAAACAACGGUACCGGAUCCUAAAUCCAGCUGCUAUCCCUGAGGGACAGUUCAUUGAUAAUAAGAAGGGUGCGGAAAAGCUUCUGGGUUCUCUGGACAUUGACCACAGCCAGUACAAGUUAGGACAUACUAAGGUGUUUUUUAAGGCUGGUCUUCUGGGUACUCUUGAAGAGAUGAGAGACGACCGUCUUGCACUUAUUAUUACUGGAAUUCAGUCCAGAUCUCGUGGUUUUCUAUCAAGAAUGGAGUUCCAGAAAAUUGUGGAGAGAAGAGAUUCUUUGUUGGUGAUUCAGUGGAACGUACGUGCCUUCAUGGGUGUCAAGAAUUGGCCCUGGAUGAAGCUCUACUUCAAGAUCAAACCUCUGCUGAAAUCUGCGGAGACUGAGAAAGAGAUGGCCAACAUGAAGGAAGAAUUUCUGAAGUUGAAGGAGGCUUAUGCCAAAUCUGAAGCUCGCAGAAAGGAGCUUGAGGAAAAGAUGGUUUCCCUUCUCCAAGAGAAGAAUGACCUUCAGCUUGCAAUGCAGUCUGAGCAAGAUAAUCUUUGCGAUGCUGAGGAGAGAUGUGAGGGUCUGAUCAAGAACAAGAUCCAGUUUGAAGCCAAAGUCAAAGAAAUGACUGAGAGACUGGAGGAUGAAGAAGAAAUGAAUGCUGAGCUGACUGCCAAGAAACGAAAGCUGGAGGAUGAAUGUUCUGAACUCAAGAAGGACAUUGAUGAUCUUGAACUCACUCUGGCCAAAGUGGAGAAAGAGAAACAUGCCACUGAAAACAAGGUUAAAAAUCUCACAGAGGAAAUGUCAGCACUUGAUGAAAUCAUUGCUAAGUUGACCAAGGAGAAGAAAGCUCUGCAGGAGGCCCAUCAGCAAACACUAGAUGACCUCCAGAGUGAGGAAGACAAAGUCAACACUCUCACCAAAGCCAAAGCCAAGCUGGAGCAACAAGUGGAUGAUCUUGAAGGUUCCCUGGAACAAGAAAAGAAAAUUCGCAUGGAUCUUGAGAGAGCUAAAAGAAAGCUUGAGGGUGACUUGAAGUUGACUCAAGAGAAUUUGAUGGACUUAGAAAAUGAUAAGCAGCAGAUGGAUGAGCGGCUAAAGAAAAAAGACUUUGAGAUCAGCCAGCUCAACAGCAAGAUUGAAGAUGAGCAGGUUAUGGCAGCCCAACUCCAGAAGAAACUGAAGGAGCUGCAGGCCAGAAUUGAAGAGCUUGAGGAAGAGCUGGAGGCUGAGAGAGCUGCUCGUGCCAAAGUUGAGAAACAGAGAGCUGAUCUGUCCAGAGAACUGGAGGAGAUCAGCGAGAGGCUGGAGGAGGCUGGUGGAGCCACUGCUGCUCAGAUCGAGAUGAACAAGAAACGUGAAGCAGAGUUACAGAAACUGCGCAGAGACCUUGAAGAGGCUACUCUGCAACAUGAGGCCACCGCUGCUACACUGAGGAAGAAACAUGCCGACAGUGUAGCUGAUCUGGGAGAGCAGAUUGACAACCUUCAGAGAGUGAAGCAGAAGCUGGAGAAAGAGAAGAGUGAACUCAGACUGGAACUGGAUGACGUGGUCUCCAACAUGGAGCAGCUUGUAAAGGCAAAGGCAAACCUGGAGAAAAUGUGCAGAACUCUGGAAGACCAGAUGAGUGAGUACAGAACCAAGGCUGAGGAAGGCCAGCGCACAAUCAAUGACUUCACCAUGCAAAAAGCCAAGCUGCAAACUGAGAAUGGUGAACUGUCCAGACAGCUAGAGGAGAAAGACUCCCUGGUGUCUCAGUUGACCAGAGGCAAGCAGUCCUACACUCAGCAGAUUGAAGACCUCAAGAGACAACUAGAGGAAGAAAUCAAGGCUAAGAAUGCCCUGGCUCAUGCAGUUCAGUCUGCUCGUCAUGAUGCUGAUCUGCUGAGGGAACAGUAUGAGGAGGAACAAGAAGCCAAAGCUGAGCUGCAGCGCAGUAUGUCCAAGGCAAACUCUGAGGUGGCUCAGUGGAGAACCAAGUAUGAAACUGAUGCCAUCCAGAGGACUGAGGAGCUAGAGGAAGCCAAGAAGAAACUGGCUCAGCGUCUGCAAGAUGCAGAAGAAGCUGUGGAAGCAGUCAAUGCUAAAUGCUCCUCACUAGAGAAGACCAAGCACAGGCUGCAGAAUGAGAUUGAAGAUCUCAUGGUAGAUGUGGAGAGAUCCAAUGCUGCUGCUGCAGCUCUGGACAAGAAGCAAAGAAACUUUGACAAAGUUCUGGCUGAGUGGAAGCAGAAGUAUGAGGAGUCCCAAACUGAACUGGAAAGUUCUCAAAAAGAAGCUAGAUCUCUGAGCACUGAACUCUUUAAAUUGAAAAACUCAUAUGAGGAGUCAAUGGACCACCUUGAGAGCAUGAAGAGGGAGAACAAGAAUCUCCAAGAGGAAAUCUCUGACCUCACUGAGCAACUUGGUGAGAGUGGGAAGAAUAUUCAUGAGCUGGAGAAAAUUCGGAAACAACUGGAGCAGGAGAAACAAGAGAUACAAACUGCUCUGGAGGAGGCUGAGGGUUCCCUUGAACACGAGGAAAGCAAGAUCCUUAGAGCUCAGCUGGAGUUCAAUCAGGUCAAAGCUGAUAUUGAACGUAAGCUGGCUGAGAAAGAUGAAGAGAUGGAGCAGGCCAAGAGGAACCAGCAGAGAGUGGUUGAUACCCUGCAGAGCUCACUGGAAUCAGAGACUCGCAGCAGGAAUGAAGCUCUCAGACUGAAGAAGAAGAUGGAGGGAGACCUCAAUGAGAUGGAGAUUCAGCUCAGCCAGGCUAACAGACAGGCUUCAGAAGCCCAGAAGCAACUCAAGGGUCUUCAUGGACAUCUCAAGGAUUCCCAAAUUCAGCUGGAUGACGCUCUGCGCAGUAAUGAUGAUCUCAAAGAGAACAUCGCCAUUGUGGAGAGACGCAACAAUCUGCUGCAGGCUGAACUGGACGAGCUGAGAUCCCUGGUGGAACAGACUGAGAGAGGAAGGAAACUGGCUGAGCAGGAGCUGCUGGACAUCAGCGAGAGAGUCCAGCUCCUGCAUUCUCAGAACACCAGUCUGCUGAAUCAGAAGAAGAAGCUGGAGGGAGAUAAUUCUCAGCUUCAGACUGAGGUUGAGGAGGCAGUGCAGGAGUGCAGGAAUGCUGAGGAAAAAGCCAAGAAGGCUAUCACUGAUGCUGCCAUGAUGGCAGAGGAGCUGAAGAAGGAGCAGGACACCAGCGCUCAUCUGGAGCGCAUGAAGAAGAACAUGGAGCAAACCAUCAAGGACCUGCAGCACCGUCUGGAUGAAGCUGAGCAGAUCGCCAUGAAGGGAGGCAAGAAGCAGGUCCAGAAACUGGAAGCCAGGGUGAGAGAGCUGGAAAGUGAGGUGGAGAUAGAACAGAGAAAGGCCAGUGACUCUGUCAAGGGGAUUCGUAAAUAUGAAAGACGCAUCAAAGAACUCACCUACCAGACUGAGGAAGACCGAAAGAAUCUGGCUCGCCUGCAGGAUCUGGUGGACAAACUCCAGCUGAAGGUCAAGUCCUACAAGAGAGUUGCCGAGGAGGCUGAAGAACAAGCCAAUUCUAGUCUGGGCAAGUUCCGUAAGAUUCAGCAUGAGCUGGAUGAAGCAGAAGAGAGGGCUGAUAUUGCUGAAUCUCAGGUCAACAAGCUGAGAGCCAAGAGCCGUGAUACAGGAUCCAAGAAGGGGGCUGAUGAGGAGUGAAAAUAUUAACUGGAUCUCUGCAAACAUGGAUUGCUAUAAUGAUCUCUUCUGUAGUUUAGUAGAAUAAAGCAUUCAUGCAAAUGAA
Molecule: messenger RNA, 4704 nt
Organism: Sinocyclocheilus grahami
Lineage: Eukaryota; Metazoa; Chordata; Actinopteri; Cypriniformes; Cyprinidae
Product: myosin-7-like
Exons: 31
Coding region: 75-4619 (1514 amino acids)
Biological process (GO): adult heart development; sarcomere organization; cardiac muscle contraction
Cellular component (GO): cytoplasm; myosin II complex; myosin filament
Molecular function (GO): actin filament binding; ATP binding; microfilament motor activity
Source: RefSeq, a predicted model, not a curated record